This is a messenger RNA of Misgurnus anguillicaudatus (oriental weatherfish), 4219 nucleotides long. Lineage: Eukaryota; Metazoa; Chordata; Actinopteri; Cypriniformes; Cobitidae. The record is from RefSeq and is a predicted model, not a curated record.
CAGUGUAUGCUCUAAUACACAUAUUCAACAACAUACGUCAGAACAACCUUACACGUAACAGUAUGGAAAUUGCUUACAUAAUUGUUUUAAUGCAGUGGGUUUUCUCUGUUUUUUUAAGUAAAGUCAACUAAACAAUUUUACAGUGCAACUGACUUCAACUCUCUCAUGAGCAUGCGUACAACUGUGGUUUAUAAAGUUUGAAAUAUAAAUGUUUUCUUUACAAAAAACAGUCACUACACCUCAUAGGACAUUUAAUAACUGUAUGGAUCAGUUUUUCUCAGUGGUGGCCGGAGACUUCUUUUUUCGAGGGUGCUUGAUGCGAAGUUUGUCACAACAUACAUGUAGCCCGUCGUGUGUCCCUUUUGCAGACGCGUCUAAAGGGUUUAUGAUAAAGGUGACGCUUGCGUUUGUCAGAUACCCGCAUAAUCUCAUGCGUAAUCAGAGUUUACUGUUAAGAGAGUGUCUUGCGUGUAUUUUGUGAACAUGGGCGUCUCUUUUAUCAUAAACGGUUGUGACGCGUGUGCAGCAGGCACUUAUUUUGACAAAAACACGUGAUGCACAUGGUUCACAUGACGCAACAAACACAUAUGUUGACAACACAGGCAACACACAUGACACUCCGAACACAUAUUUUGAAUUUGCGCCCCCUCGGAUGAGCAGUCACGAGCCACCACUGUUUUUUCUUGGAUGACUGUGCUUUUUAAAACUUUAAAAAUGGGGCACUAUCCAUUGCCAUUAUAAUGCUGAAUAGACUCUGGAUACUAUUAAAUAAAACUCUUACCAUGUUCGGCCGAAAGAAGAAGGUCAUAUACACCUUUGAUGGAUAGAUGGUGCGCGCUAAUUUUUAUUUUGGGGAAAACUAUUCCUUUAAUUUAUUUCAUUAUUAAUUCCUUUAGAAUUCUUAAAGUGCAACGGAUAUAUUUUGGAUGAUUUUUUGGUACAUAUUUAAUUACCUAUUGAGUAAAAGUAUCAAAGUACUUGUAACACUGGUCAUAUUCUUGCCACUACAGUUUAUACAGAUCCCAGACUUGUCUACCAUUGGAAUUAUCCUAUGCUCUUACUAUACAGAUGGAUUAUAUUACAGCAGAUGAUAAGUGUCUUCUCGUCUGUGACCUACACAAAUACAAGGCUUGAUUUACGUCGUCAGCAGUUUUCUCUUCAUUUAUUCCUUUAAUGAGAUUAACCAGGAGCAAAUCCAUCUACUUCAAGUACUUGGAUCGAGCAUUACUUGUCACAUACAAGCACUUAAUUUGGAAAUAUGCCUGAUAGGUUUUACCUUCAUGUGCAAUGCCUACAAUUCAUAUGAUAUUUUUCUGGUGAUGGUUCAUACUUUAAAUAAUCUGAAACUAGACUAAUUUUUUUAUUUGAUCUUUUUUAAUCAGAACACCUGCUGACUUUAGAGGUCAAAAUAUCCUCUAAUGUUAAUUUUUAACAAUUGUCCCAGACAACAUUUUGACAAGACUGACAGUUUGUCCGCCUGCGCCACAUUUCCAGCAUAAACCGAUUGUAUCUCAGAUUUAUCCCCAAGGUGUUUUUAGGACAUCUUUGAGGCUAAUGGAGGCUAAUAGGCUUAGCACUUAGGGUGUAUUGUCCGGUAUGCUUACAGGCAAGGUUUGCUGAGGGUAAAACUCUAAACUCUGGGAUUACCUCCAACACAUCCCGUUAAAGUGCUGUAUAGUCAGGACUAAGCUAAUAGGAUCUGAAGGGGGAAUAGGGGCCCUGAAGGUAGUUUGGGGGUUGACUGACAGCAGGAGAGCUCACAUACAGGUCAGCAGAUGCAGAUAGCAGACUGGUGGACUAACAGAGGGAUUACAGGACUCAGAUUUGGUUGGCUCCUUUAGCAGCAUAGAUGGUUAUACACACAGAGGAAAAUCUCAGAGACAUCUUCAAUACUGAAUGGUGCAGAAUUCAUCUCAAAGGGUUGACAAAAACGACGUGACAAAAUAUAUUUUGUACCCGAGUGAGUGAAGAGGCAAACAAGCGAACAGGAAGGAGUUUGUGUCAUGACUCCUCGCGAGCAGCUGAGGAAGAUAUCAGCGCUUGGAGAUCAAGGUGGUAUGGAUGAGAAACACUGGUACAGAUUGGUCAAUGGGUUGUCUGCUGGAGAGUUGCGGCAGAGGCAAGAGCUCAUGAUGAGGAAUCAGAUGGCUAUGACUCCACAGAUCUUAUCUCAGGGUCAACAGAGACUACCCACACAGUUUGAUCACCGCUUCAUGGAGAGGGAGCUGGUGCCGCCCAAUGAAAUGGUAUCAGCUGAUGCCAGACAAAUGCAUAUGGGUGCCCAUCUUGGGCCACAGCUGGCACCAAAUUCCAGUGGUAUUCCAGGCCGAGGAUUUCCAGGAACAGGUUAUGGGUUUCUUCCAAAUGAAACCAUGGAGACGGUGGCCAGACGUCAAGAGUUAAUUCACAAACAGAACAUAGCCAGGAUGGAGAUGAAUGCUAUCCUGCACCAAAAAGAGUUGGAGAAUGCCCAACAGAAGAGUCUCAUCGGCAUGGACAAUUCAAUGAUGUACCAGGGCAUCCAACCCAAUCCCAUGGCCUUCAGGGGUCGUCAGCGACUUCCAGAUGGCCACGAUGUCUUCGUCCACCGCACCUCCCUUGAAGACCUGCAUGCCAACAGUCUCCUCAUGUCCAGCCCCUAUCCACCAAUCAGCACGCUGCAAAGGGAGCGAGGACGAAGGACAAACAGAAGAGCCAACAAUCAUAAGAGCUCCGACAGCAGCGUCGUUCUCGCCAAAGGCCAAUCAGAAGAGAAGAACGUAGAGCAAAGUCCAGGAGGAGCUUCAGUGGAGGAGAAGGAAACAGAAGGAAAAUGUGAGAUGAGCGGUGAGGCCAUCGCCAGCAAACCACACCAAACUAAAGCAGAAACUGAGCUCACUUCGGGCAGCACCAGAAAAAGUUUCAAGGAAGUAGAGCCAGGGAUUCACAAGGCGUGUGGACAGGAAAGCUGUCCAGAAGUUACCAACUGCAAUGUUAGCAACAGCGAGAAAGAUAUAUCCAACCCUUGCUCAGCUUUCCAAGACAAAUUUUUGUACUCAUCUGCCAGUGGUCCACUCACAAGCAUGCCCUACAUGUUUCCCAUGCCUGGAAAUGGACUUUUACCAUUGGGAACUCCUAAUAUGUUUCUCAAUGGAGAAGAGAUGUCUUCACAGGAGGACAUCCGGAAGUGGACGGUUGAGGACGUCUACAGUUUCAUCAGUGGAAUACCAAGUUGCUCUGAUUAUGCUCAGACAUUUAAAGAGCAUAUGAUUGAUGGAGAAACAUUGCCUCUUCUCACAGAGGAGCAUCUCCUUGAUACACUCGGGCUAAAGCUCGGCCCUGCACUCAAGAUUCGAGCACAGCUGUCUCGUCGAACGGGUAACAUGUUUUACAACAUGAUGAACCUGCCUUUGCCUGUGCCUGUAUCUGGCCUACAGCCUCCACCUGAGAAAAAUGGGGACAGGUCAUCAGACAUUAGCUCUCCUCUCAUCUGCAACAGUGUGGAGAUGCUCGGCAGUCCCAGAGACACAGACGCUCUUAAAUCCACAGAGCCUGGGACUGAAACUGACAAUCUCUCUCCUAUACAAAUGAGUGAGACCAACUGAAGAGGCUUUGAAGAACUACUGAACUAUUCACCUUUAACCUUUAGUAUCUGCAAGUCAACAAACCUCACUUGACUUGUAACUAUGAUGCCCCCAAUGGUUUUUUUUUUUUUUGCAACUCAGGAAUUUUGAGACACAGCACUGUGAUCCUAGUUUAUUAAAGGCACGAAUAUCUACUGGAUUAUUCACCUUUAAACACAAGAAUCCUUAGUAUUUUGGCACUCAUUUCAUUGGGCUUGACAAAUUCAUAUAUGAUGACACAUUUUAAUAUGUUAAAUGAACAUUUCAUUGGAUUUUUAAAUAUUUAUUAUAAAUCUAUGUUAUGUGCAGUGCAUUAGGUUUGUAUGUCUACAACAGAGUAAGAAUGCCCAUUAAUUUUGUAUGUAUACUGUUUAUAUAUUUUUGUAAAUUAUGUAUUGUUCUCCAAUUGUUUGCUGAAUAAAAAUAACUGAUAAAGGUCAUAUAAUUUUUAUAUUAUUCAGGUUCUUUUUUGGUCUUGUUAUAGUGAUUUUAAUAUAAGGCACUUUCCAUAGGAUAUAAAAUAAGGCUUCUUAUUUUUAAAACUUUCUUAUUCUUAAAACUUUUAUUUUUGUCCAUUUGAACUCUCAGAAGGUCAACCUAAAUAUGAAUUACUGUUU